This is a messenger RNA of Sporothrix schenckii 1099-18, 1164 nucleotides long. RefSeq names its product nmrA-like family protein. Lineage: Eukaryota; Fungi; Ascomycota; Sordariomycetes; Ophiostomatales; Ophiostomataceae. The record is from RefSeq and is a predicted model, not a curated record. Bases 1 to 1164 code for a protein of 387 amino acids. The transcript has 4 exons.
AUGUUUGAGCACCGCGCGGUCUUUAGCGCCAUUUGUUUCGACGACGAAACGACGCCCGUUGCCUGUCGCCUGCAAAACUUGGCCGACGGAGCGACGGAUGACGAGAAGGGACAGCAGCUCCCCGACGUGCAGAUAACAUCUGGGAGAUCAACAUCAUCCAUCUGCCUCUUAACAAUUGACACCCUAUCUACAACUUUCACAGCCUCUACCACAGCCGUCUUCAUCAUCCUUACUUUCACCAUGUCCAACAUUGCUGUCGCCGGCGGUCACGGCAACGUGGGCCGCACCCUUGUGGAGGUCCUGCGCGCUUCGCUGCCCGAGACCACCGUUUUUGCUCUGGGCCGCAAGACGCCCGAGGACGCGGCCCGCAAAGAGUUGUCGUUGGCGGUCGACUACUCGGACGUCGCGGCCACGACCAAGACGCUGGCCGACAACAACAUUGGCACAGUCAUCAGCGCCAUCAGCGUGAUGGACGCCACCAGCAGCGCCGCGCAGCUGUCCCUAAUCGAGGCGGCUGUCCAGUCGGGCACCGUCGCGCGCUUUAUUGCCAGCGACUGGGGCAUGGAGCAUUCCACAGAUUCCUUUCUGUAUCCCUUCCGCCACGCCGCCAUCGAGGCCCUCGCCAAGACGUCGCUCCAGUACACGACCGUCGUCAACGGCUACUUUCUCGACUUUUACGGCCUCCCCCACGUCAAGUCCUACCUGCCGCCCCUGGGCUUUGCCAUUGACGUCAAGAACAAGGUCGCGGGCAUCCCCGGCACAGGCGACGACACCAUCGCCGUCACGUACACCUUCGACGUCGCCGCGUUUGUCGCCCGGCUGCUGUCGCUCGACACCUGGGCGCCCACGACGUAUCUGUACGGCGACCGCCUCACCCUGAACGAGCUGCUGGCGCUGGCCGAGGCGGCGCGCGGCGCCAAGUUUGCGGUGUCGUACGAUUCGCCCGCGUCGCUGGCCAAGAACGAAAUCACCGAGCUGCCGCUGCACGUCGCCUUUUACAAGAUGGUGCCCAAGCCGAUGGUUCAGGGCAUGAUGGCCAUGUUUGGGCGGUGGGUGCUGGAGGGGCGGUUCGAUGUGCCGGUCGAGAAGACGCUCAACGUCCAGUUUCCCGAGGUCAAGACGUCCUCGGCGGCCGAGAUUGUGGGCAAGUGGAAGGGCCACUAG